AUUAAGAAAAACAAAAAAAACUACAAAAAUAUAAAUUUUUCUUUUUAAUUUUAAUAAAACAAAAAAAUAAAACAAAAAUAAAACAAUGAGAUGCACAAACGUGUCCAUAUUAUUAGCCUUGGUGAUGGUGUUUGUCACGCAGAUGGUGUUGGCAGAUGAUGUAACACCAAUUCCAGAGGCCAAAGUUCAAGUGGAGCAGUGGUUCAAGACCAACGUAGCUCCUUUGCCUUCGCGUAAAGGUCUAGAUCCUGCUCUCGUAGCUGCUGAGGCUGAGCCACGUACCAUCACCGUGGAUCCAAAGGGAGGUGAAUUCAAAACACUAACGGACGCAAUAAAGAGCGUUCCUGCAGCGAACACAAAGCGUGUGAUCAUCAAGAUAGCCCCUGGCGAAUACAGAGAGAAGGUCACCAUCGACAGAAACAAACCCUUCAUUACAUUGAUGGGAGAUCCCAAGGCCAUGCCGGUUAUUACUUUCGACGGUACUGCCGCAAAGUUUGGUACCGUAGAUAGUGCCACACUCAUUAUCUUAUCCGACUAUUUCAUGGCUGUCAACAUCGUCGUUAAGAAUACAGCGCCGGCACCGGAUGGUAAAGCGAAGGGAGCACAAGCUUUAUCUAUGAGAAUCUCUGGAAACAAGGCUGCUUUCUACAACUGUAAAUUCUACGGAUUCCAAGACACAAUUUGUGACGAUACCGGAAACCAUUUCUUCAAGGAUUGUUACGUCGAAGGGACAUUCGAUUUCAUCUUCGGAAGCGGGACCUCUCUUUACUUGGGUACACAAUUGCACGUGGUGGGAGAUGGCAUUAGAGUGAUAACAGCGCAUGCGGGAAAGACCGCAGACGAGAAGACCGGAUACUCUUUCGUGCAUUGCAAGGUGACUGGAGUUGGUCAAGGAAUCUAUUUGGGUAGGGCAUGGAUGAGCCACCCUAAGGUUGUCUACGCCUACACCGAGAUGACCAGCGUAGUCAACCCAUCUGGAUGGCAAGAAAACAAGAUAGCCGCACAUGACAAGACCGUGUUCUAUGGAGAGUACAAGUGCGUAGGAGAAGGAGCACAGACAGACAAGAGAGUUCCAUUUACACAAAAGAUUGACACUACUGUAGCUAACCGUUUCCUUACCCUCGGCUACAUUGAAGGAUCCAAGUGGCUUCUCCCACCUCCCGCUGUUGCGGCUUCAAUAUGAAUCUAGUUUAAAACUAAAAACUAUAUACGUAUAUACUUAUUCACCGAGAGAAUGUAUAUCGGUGUAUUUUUUGCUAUUUGCGUUGGUUAUAUUUUUCCAAGAGUCCUCUCUUCUUAGAUGAGACUUGCGUAAUUUUGGUUUCAUUACGAUAAUUCAUAACCCUUGUAUCUUGUCCUAGGGGUCCCAGUUCCCUUUAAUUAAUUAUAUAUUAUUAUUAUGAUUGAAAGAUCGUAUUAAUUU
This is a messenger RNA of Raphanus sativus (radish), 1423 nucleotides long. Its product is annotated as pectinesterase PPME1. The transcript is spliced from 5 exons. Lineage: Eukaryota; Viridiplantae; Streptophyta; Magnoliopsida; Brassicales; Brassicaceae. Gene Ontology annotation, molecular function: pectinesterase activity. The coding region runs from base 86 to 1183 and encodes 365 amino acids. The record is from RefSeq and is a predicted model, not a curated record. Gene Ontology annotation, biological process: cell wall modification.